ACAAAAUAUAUAUUAAAUUUCAAUCGAUUGUGAAAAAAUUUAUUUUUAAAACAUAUUUUAUGAAUAUUGAUAAUUUUACUUAAAACAUACAUAAAUUCUAUUAAAAGUGGUUCAAUGGACGAUGAUAAAAGACAAGACUUAAAUUUAAAUGAAAUUUGGAAAGCAUGUCGCAAAAUUCAAGAUGCUAUCUUUCGGUAUGGUUUCAAUAUAUGCGACGACUUUUGUAUCCAUGAUCCUGCAGGAAAAGGUUUAAUAUCGGAAUCUCUUUUUAGCGGUAUAUUGGGAAAAUAUAAAAACAUAAUCGGUUUAUCCGAUUUUGAAUUGCGUGAAGUAUCGGACUAUUUUCGUUUACGUGAUGGACGUGUGGUUUAUAAGGAAUUUUGUAAAGUUGUUUGUGGAGAAAAUGAUGACAAGAAACUGGAGAAAGGUUUGGCCACAGGCCUAGAAUGGAAUGAUAAUUUACAUGUUAAUGUUAUAGACCGUCCAGAAGAGCGUCGUCAACUGUGUUUAAUUUUAAUUAAAAUUGCUCAAAUUUUAAAUUUACCAUUAAUGCCAUAUUUUCAAGAUUAUGAAUUGAUCUCUCAAAAUGAGGGCACUGUUACUGUUUCUCAUUUUUCUCGUGUGCUACAUUUUAUGAAAAUUCCCCUCUCCGAUAAUGAUUUUCUAUUGUUAUUAAAACGUUAUAUGAAGGAUUCGUAUAUGGUCAAUUAUGUGGCUUUUGUUAAACAUUUACAAAAUAUUUUAAACUAUUUAAAGGAAAACAAAUUAACCGAUAAUGCCAUGCAAAUCGUUAGUAAUUUUCCCGGAAAAUUAAUAGACUUAGAACUACCAAAAUUGCCAGCCAUAGAUGGAACCAGUAUGGCUCAAGGAAUUUUUAAGGAUAUUUGUAAUCAUACAAUUGAAAAUAAAAAUAUUUGUGACAUAAUUUUCUGUCUACAAAAGCAAGUGCAUGCAAAACGUAUACGAAUACAUGAAUUCCUUGAGGGAUUUGAUCUCUUACACACUGGUACCGUAACAGUAAAUCAAUUUGAACGAGCUUUAUACAAUAUGGGUGUGGGCAAGUAUUUGACCCAACGAGAAUUUCGUAUGUUGUGUGAACGUUAUUUGGAUCCGGUAGAUGUAAAUCGCAUAAUGUGGCGUAGAUUUGAAGAUGAAAUGGAUAGAGUAUUCACUGUAAAGUAUUUGGAAAAGACACCAUUACUAAAAGUGGAAUCACCUCCUUCAUAUAUACAAGAUAUGCCUCGGUCUGGUUCUUUAAAUUGGCAACAGGCUACUACCACAGCGCGGGAGUUUUGUGAGGAAGCAUUGCGAAAAAUUCAAAUUCGUAUACGAAAUAGACGUUUAUAUAUGCAUCCAUUCUUUAGAAGUUACGAUAAACUUAAUUGCGGUCAUGUGAGCUGCAAGAUUGCCAAUCAAAUCUUUGUUACAAACGGUAUACUAUUGUCGAAUGACGAAUUGAAUGCCCUAAUCGAUCGUUAUGGCAAUGAAUUGGGUUUUAAUUAUACCAAAUUUCUGGAAGAUGCUGAUCCGGCAGAAUAUGCUGUACCGAAAUUAUCAGCAGUUAAUACAAUACACGCCGACUGUGCCACACUCAAUGACAGUCGUCCUAAAGUCGAUGCAGAGAGUGAAGAAUAUAUCAUAAAACUUUUGACCAAAGCUAAACGUCAAGCAGUGACAAAAAGUAUACAAGUCAUAGAUUUCCUGCAGGACUACGAUCGCCACAGAGAGGGAGAAAUACUGGAAGUAGAUUUUCGUAGGGGUAUUGACAAUGCCAAUAUAAAGUUGUCGGUUGAGGAAAUGGAUACGUUGUGUAAUAUUUUUCGUUCUCCCAAACGUGCCUGUUGUGUUCUAUAUCGUGAUUUUUGCCGUUCUUUAGACGAAAUCUUUAUACAGUUAGAAACUCAAACCGGUGAUAAUGAAGUCACCGCCAUUCCCCUUCUACACUUGGCCAAUUUAGAUUGUGUAGAGUGUUUCUUGAAUUUUGAAGAACGUACCAUUUGCUCGCAGGCCCUUAUGAAAUUAGCUCGCCAACCAGAUGAGAUUUCAAAUUUAAGUUCCGUUUUCAAAGAUUUCGAUCGUGAAAAUUGUGGCACUAUACAUAAGAAUCAGUUGAUGCGUGCUUUAACGGUGCGUGAUAUGCAUCAUAUGAUUAGUAGUCGUGAAUUUGAGGUGAUAUUUAAAUGUUUUGGUGUACAACGUGGCAUACAUUUGGAGUUUAAUUAUCGACAAUUUUUAAAUAUAUUAAAUGUACUCUUUCAGACUGGACAAAUGAAACGAAAUUAUUAGUGAUGAAUAAAUAAUUUGGUAAUUUUGUAAUUAUGUUUAGUCAAUUACCUAAUCUGCAUUAUAUUUAGAAUAGACCAUUAUAAAUCAAUUUGAUUAUUAAUAUCAUAUUAAUAAUCACCCCUAUUCU
Molecule: messenger RNA, 2413 nt
Organism: Lucilia sericata (common green bottle fly)
Lineage: Eukaryota; Metazoa; Arthropoda; Insecta; Diptera; Calliphoridae
Exons: 9
Coding region: 115-2286 (723 amino acids)
Molecular function (GO): calcium ion binding
Source: RefSeq, a predicted model, not a curated record